AGAGAGAGCAAGCGAGGGGAGGCUGAGGGAAGACGGAAAAAAAGGGGGCGGAGGCCCGCUCGCUGAGGAAAGCGGAACGGACGGAUGAUGACGACGACGACGAUGAUGGCGAGUUGGUGCCGGAGCCCGCGCUGCUCGGCCGAGAGGCGCGGCUUCAGGCGGGAACUCGACUCGUGGCGACACAAACUCAUCCACUGCAUCGGCUUUGAGAGCAUAUUGGAGGGGCUUUACGGACCAGGCUUGCUCAGAGACUUGAGCCUGUUCGAUGACUGUGAACCCGAGGAAGUCUCUGAUUGGAUAGUAGAUGAAAACUGCCCCUUCUGCUGUCUACGGCGGGACAAAGUAAAGGAGCAUUUGUCAUCUCCAUCGGAUGUGGACGGUGCGUCGGAUUCUACAGACACUGCUGAGCAGCUGGAACGUGAAACAGAAACUUUUCUCCACGCUCUCUUUCAGCGGAAAGAUCCACCAAGAGCAUGUAACCCAGCCAUUCCACUGGUGGCCCGCGAGAUCAUGUACAGAAUGAUACGACAGUUCGCAGCCGAGUACGCGCAGCGUCGGGACGCGGCAGCCGCCGAGAAGGAUGGCUGCGAAGCAAGUCCCAUGGCACCACCCCCAGCCGCUGACGCAGCCACCUCGGUGCCGUCAGCAAAGCCCUCCUGCCCCACGUCCAGCGGCACCACGUUGGCCGUCCCUUCAGAUCUGGAACACAAGGCCGAGAGUCCUCCGCAGGAGCCUGCAGCGAUCCCAGUGAAAGGCACAGCCCCCACUCCUCUGGCAGAUGACUCCAUCCUAAGCAAGCUGCUGUCAACACAAGAUGAACAUACAGCAGAUGAGGAGGAGGAGGAGGAAGAAGAAGAUGAGAAGGAUGACGAGGAUGGCCCUCUCGACCUGUCCCUGGGCAAGAAUACUCAGGACUGCAAAUACGACCAAGCUGGCGUGCUGGACCUCUCCACCAAAAAAUCAAUGGAUGCUUCUAAAUCCCCGUCUGCAAAAGCAUCAGCUGCAGGGACCAGCCGCCUGGCCGCGGGGGACUUGUAUGGGGAGGAGAGGAGGAGGAGGGGGUCCUCGGACAGCCUCGGCCUGGGAGCAUUACGGCCCACAGGCGGGGCUGGGGCGGAAGCCGAUGCAGACACGCGGGGGGCGGCCACGCUUCAGGGCAUGGCCAAACGUGCCAUUGAGGAGGGGCUAGCAGAGCUCACGUGCCUUGGCACAAGCAACGCAGACGAACUUCGCAUCAACACCUCAGAGGGCCGAAACCUCGCGCCAUGGCUGGGAGCUCUUCUGAGUGAAGGAUUGGGCAGCCUAGUAAAACAAACGGAAAGCACUGCAGUGAGGCAAGAUGGGCGGCAUUCAAUGAGCUCAUCCAGCUUUCUGCAACAGUUGGCACUUAAACGUAUGGCAGCUCAGGCAGUUAGACUGCAAGAUCGUGACAUUUCUGGGUCUGGUUCAGUUUCCGGGUCUGUGCGUCUUAAGAUCCCCCAGUUUCGCGUCAACUCUUCAAGCGCCUUGUCCAAUCCGCUACCGGCAGAUGUCAAUGCAACCUCGAGCAUCGACAGGGCCUCUCCUUGUGCAUCGUCUGCUUUGUCGACUGCGAAGGACGGCUCCAGCAUUGGACGCAAACUGAAAGCUAUCCUGCCUAAGCAGCAGAGUGUCAGUUACCUGCCAGCAGAACUGCAUUCCCUCAAGAUCCUCCAAGGCAGCUGCAAGCAACAACAAUAACAUGACUUGGCCCUGCUCAAUGGGAAAUAUCUGGCAGAUCAGGAUGUAACACGGCCAAGGUCGCCAGAGGUGGGACCGCUCCUGACCGGUCUAAGACAAGUUCAGGGAACUGAUAACGGAGACCCAAACAAGCAGCCGCGGCGAAAACGUGGUCGCUACCGGCAGUAUGACAGCGGAAUCCUAGAGGAGGCAAUCAGCAUGGUAAUGAGUGGGCGGAUGAGCGUGUCCAAGGCACAGGCCCUGUACGGCAUUCCUCACAGCACGCUGGAGUACAAGGUGAAGGAGCGUGCGGGCACACUUAAGGUGCCGCCAAAGCGCCGUCGAGUUGACGGAGAGAGCGACACAGGGAGCAGACUGGCGUUCGGUUUUACGGCUUCUGUGUCGGACUGUGCUGCCUUUAACUCCGGCUACUCAACCCACAAUGACAUUGCCCCAAACUCGACCGCUGAUGAGAACGAUACAGCACUUAAUGGUGGAGAAUAACUGCAUUGCUCUUAAAUUUAAAAAGUAAAGAGAAAUGUGCAAUGAUGCACUUAAUACCUUUCUAAAAGGUACCACCUGUAUAGUAAGUCAAUAGGCAAAAUCUGCCUGUUGUAUGAUUGCUGGCAAGAGAAAGUCAAGGUUUAUGAACACAGCAAGGCUGCAGCCAUGUCGGGAGAGAGGUCUGCUGCUAAAAUUAAUUACAAUGUCGUGUUUUGUGUUGAAAACACUAAUGUAUAACGUCGUAAAAAAUUUAAUCCAUUCGUAACUGAUCCCUCUAACAUUUUUGUUAAUUUUAAAGAUUAAAAAAUGCGAAUAAAUUUAAGAAAAUUUUUAGCAGUAUUUUACGAGCAUUGUAGGCUAUCAAAAUUGUGAAAAUCAACGAGACUGUCAUAUUUACGAUGGUAAGCCAUCAUUUUUCGGUUGGAUCACUGCCACUAAGUAUGCUUGCAAAAUGGACUACUUGAGAAAACAUAUCCUGUCCCUAAGAGGAGGCAUUUUAUUGCCGAAUCAAGGUCCCGAGCCUAUCUCUCGACAUGGUUCGGAAUUGUGAGUUUGCAUGGUAAUUGUGUGCGGAAAGGAAACGACAUGUAGAGUAUGGUUUCAAUAGGUUUUGAUGUUUGCUUGCCAUGGUAGUUGCUGAUCAGUCAUGGUUAAAAUAUGUGAUUGGCGGAUGUUUUUGGGAGGGCUACAUGGUACACGAAGGUAAUGCAAGAAGAUAUAAAAUAGUUUCUUAAUAUAACAAAGAAUGGCAAAGGUGUUAUGAAGUAUCCAAAUGUUAAUAGUGAUUUUUUAGGAGCAUGAGUUGUAUUGUAAUUCAGGAUAAUUACAUUUAUAAUAACUAACAAUAUUUAGAUAUGGCCUGCUCUUUAAAAAUAAUAGAAGAACAUGUUAUGUUUAUGCAGAUGGUUGUCCAUCAGGGAUUAGAGUGCUGUGUGCAGCAUUUUAUACAACAAAGGCUUGAAUUUGCUCAAGAUGAAGAUUUAUGACAUUUCAGUUUUUUAUUUAUUUGAAAUGCUUCUGAAAUAAAUGGUAAGGAUGGUCACGUUGUGGGUCCAAACAUUUACCACUUGAAUACGUUAAGCUUGACCAAGAUGGAGGUACCGUUGUAGCUAAUGCAGAUUGUGGACACCUUUAAAUAGUUUACAGUGAAUGUAGAGUAAAAAAAACUGUCGUAAUUAACCUCCCUGCUGAGAAUUAAACACUGUUUUUACAGCAGUCGACUGGUCCGCACCUUUUAACGGGUCACUGUAGCAUCAGCCUUUACCGUUAACUCCUUAAUAGUCUUCAGGGAUAUGCAGUACUAUUCUCCUUGUCCUACAAGUCUGUGAGACUGGCCAGUGCUUAUAGAUUUUCUUCCUCUGCACUCUCCAUGCACCGCGUGUAAAGGAUCACUCUGCCGAAAGUGCACCACGUGUAUUUUUCUGAUUUAUUAUUGGCAUGACCACUCCAGCUAUAGCCAUAGGGGUUAAUUGCUCUAUGCCUUAUUGAAGAAUGUUAAGGCACGGACGUACAUAUAAUAUAAAUUUGUAAAAGCUCAUAACGUUGUCGUAAUAGUGCAUUAUGUAAAGCAGUCUUUUGUCUCCGGAUUGAAGUAAUAUUUGUCGCUUUGCUUUCAGGGACAAUUGUAAAAAUCUUACAAAAAUUCAGUAUUUGCAAAGCAUUGUUUCUCAGCAAGCUUGCUGGUACCAUUCUGGAAAGAGGCUUCAUGAUUGAUUCGAGGCAGUUCUUAAUAUUGGUGAUCUUUACAUGUAGUGCAUGGGCGGUGGGCACAGGGGACUAAGAUACAUUUAAUCUCGCAGACUUCUUUUCCUCAGGCCUUACUCUGGCACUCCUCAGUACACUGGAUUACAACUCAUGUCUAUUUGUAUAGUGAUUUUUAUUUAUUUAUGUUCUGUUCCUAAAGAUGUAGAGUGGAACACCCCAGGUGCUGGAAACCCAUCCACCGUUUUUUAUCUCCUGCUCCAACACUGUUUUUUUUAGUAUAGGCAGCAUCCUCGAUUCGAGCAGCUGAGUCCAUGUAGCAGGCUUGUCUUUCUGUGUUAACUUGCAAUAAUUACUGAUUGUCACUCGCAUGAUGGUAUAUUAGUAUAGAGCCGUUAGGAAUUAAAUCGCAUGCUUAAUUGCUCAUCCUGCUUACAAGCCAACUCGCAUAAAUCAUUUCCUUUUUGAUGCCGUGCCGCAUUUCUUGCAUUGCGCACGUGAGCUCAUCUUUGCAUACACAUUGGACUCGUGUGCCUAGAAAGAUAAGGCUUGUACAAAAAAAAAUUGCUAAAUAUUUCAUUUUAUGGAACUCAAUCAGGCCUAUUCACAAGCGCAGGUUGUGUGUGGAGGGUGGGGUAUUUGUUUAUGUAUUGUAUAUUCCAGCAGGUUAUGUAGCCAUGUUUUGGAAAAGUAAAUUAUUUUUGCAAUAUAUUGGAUAGGUUCCUAUUUUCCCCUUCAUGUUUGUAUACAUUUCAUUUCAUUGUUUCGUUUUUUUUAAACAUACUAAUUCAUUUCGUGUUAAUUUACACUUGCUUUACAGUGAAACGUGUUUUGUAAUGUUUGAUACAUUUUCCCAUAUUUUUUUCCUUUUGCCAGCAUGGCAAGUAAGGGUGCAGUAUUUAUUGGCGUGUAUCUCAAAAUCAGUUGCAUUGUUAUUUUUUUUUUGCUGAGACGUGCUUGUGGUUGGGAGCUGACAUUUCGUAUCAUUGUGAAUGUAGAUACCGGUGUUGCACAGAACGGCCGCAUUGAUUUUUCAGAUACAGUAACUUUGUAAUGAUAUCCCUCUAUUCCACAGCUAUAGUUGUAUUUUCUUGGUUAAAUGUAAGCCAAUUUCUAUACUUUGCAAUUUUGGGGCGGGGGAGGUAUUUGUGCAUUUUUAUAAUUUAUGCUCUUCUGAUAUACUGUACCGUAGCACUUGUAAUUUUUCUAUUUAUUGUUUAUUGUAGCACUAAAUCUGUUGAGGUAUUGUGGAGCAAAUAUCUUUUUAUUCUGUCUACUAAGAAGAUGAAAAAGUCUUAGGUCUCAUGAUUUACCUAAUGCAAGCACUUAUGCUUAGUGUGUACAUUGGUCGUUAAUGGAGUGGGAUGUGGUUUGAUCUGGAAUGAAUGUGCUUUAUCUAAGGUAAAGUGUUAAGAGUUGACUACUGACUAAGCUAACUUGAGGGGAUAUUAAUUCACUAAACAAGUCUUACUGUAUUUGCCCUUCAUUCCAUGGAGGCAGCUACAACCAAAAAAAAUCAAUAUGAUUGGAGGUGACUGGCCGUCCAUUGUGUGUUGGGUUGCAUUGUUGGGAAAUACAUUAAAAAUUGCAUUGGUUAUUGUGAACAUUCCUAAUGCAGUUCUUGGGUAUUGCGACAACCGUGCAAAAAAUCAAAAUAACACAUCCCAGGUUUUGGUACAUAAUUUAAAGAAUGUAUGCAAAUACAGUUGGGGUGGGGGGGGAAUGUUUUAAUAAGACUUAAUUGGUAAUUUAAAAAGAAAAUAGUGAAAAUAUUUAAUUUCGUAUAAUUGCAUUCUGAUUGCUUAAGCUGCACAUGAUGAAAAUGUACUGUAUAAUGAUUAAAUGCACCAAUUUAUAAUUAUUAGCACUUGAUUUAGGCUUAUUGCACACAUAUUAUACGGGCAAAUACUUUAAACAGUUUUUAGGCACUUUAGUUUCUUUAUUUGCCAUCACUACUAAAUGUGCAGAUUGGAAGCGGCAAUUGAAACUGAAUUCAAAAUGGUCCGGCUGAAGUCUUGCACACCAUCUCGGCAAUCGCAGUAAAAGCGGCCAUCAGGGGGCUCUUUUCCUCUCUGCUACUACUACUGUCUCGUGUCCGUCCGCUUGUAAAGCAACAAGGUGCCUCAAACGAUCUCUCUCAAACCUCCAGUUUUCAAAAAAAAACUCCUUUGUGUAAAACUACUGAACUUUUGUACGCGUUUUAAACGAGUGAAAAAAAAUAAUCUUUGUAGUAAAUUAUCAAAAAAAAACUUGUGUGACUGGUUUGCUUUUGCGUUUUAAGUUUAGUUGCAGUAUAAUGCAUCGUGUGUUUAAAAAGAAAAAGAAAAAAACCUCUUUAAGUAUCGGAGUUUUUUUUGUUGGCACUUCAAGGGUGAAAAAAUUGCCCUCCACAGAGUCGAGACCCCAUCUAGGAUGUGCAAACUUUUUAAUUGUUUACGCCCGGGUGUUUUUACAAGUGAGAAUUUUAAAGCAUAGAAUUGUUUCGUAUAGCAAUGUUCUUCUUGUGUACUUUUGCCAUUCAGUACAUAUGUUUCAUUUAUUUCUAACUUGUUUGUGGUUCAGGAAAGAAGAUAU
Messenger RNA from Lethenteron reissneri (Far Eastern brook lamprey), 6477 nucleotides. Its product is annotated as ligand-dependent nuclear receptor corepressor-like protein. Lineage: Eukaryota; Metazoa; Chordata; Hyperoartia; Petromyzontiformes; Petromyzontidae. Gene Ontology annotation, cellular component: nucleus. Gene Ontology annotation, biological process: regulation of transcription by RNA polymerase II. The record is from RefSeq and is a predicted model, not a curated record. Gene Ontology annotation, molecular function: DNA binding.